Molecule: messenger RNA, 1854 nt
Organism: Nerophis lumbriciformis (worm pipefish)
Lineage: Eukaryota; Metazoa; Chordata; Actinopteri; Syngnathiformes; Syngnathidae
Source: RefSeq, a predicted model, not a curated record
AUGACUGACACGGUGAUGAGCAGUAGCUCAGAUCGCUGGGUGCCCAACGACAUGCAGAAAACCAUGCACGCUAGUGAUAAAGACCAGGGCAAUUGGACCAUGCAACCUGGCCCUGGUCCUGGAUCUGCACCAGACCUUACAGAUGAAGAAAAAGAAAUCAUAAAUGGUGUGAUAGCACGAGCUGAGAAAAUGGAGGCCAUGGAGCAAGAGAGGAUCGGGCGCUUGAUAAACCGCUUGGAUGAUAUGAAGAAGACAGUGUGUGGGGAUGGACUGUCUCGUUGCGUGCUUUGUGGGGAGCAGCUGGGCACACCUGGGGUCAGUUCAGUGGUGUGUGAGGACUGCAAAAAGAACAUGUGUACUAAAUGUGGUACCCAGUGUGGCAGCAGGCCCCGUGCUGUGUGGCUCUGCAAGAUCUGCAGAGAACAACGUGAGGUAUGGAAGAGGUCUGGCGCCUGGUUCUUUAAAGGAUUCCCUAAACAAUUCCUUCCUGCACCCAUGCCAUUAUCUAAACCGAAAGACCAACGUGCCCAGGAAGAAGCCUCUAAACCUGAGGAGGCAACUUCGCAACAAGAACCUGAACCGAAGGGCCGUGCUGGUUACCCACCUGUGGCCCCCAAACCAUCAGUUGUGCGCAUGGCCACCGGCAAUGCUGGCCCUGAAGAGGCGGAGCAUGGAAGCCCGGUGGUGAUGAAGCGAAUGGUGCCCGUUCAAAGCUCCAGACCGCAGCCCGUUGUGACGUCCUCAAUGAAUCUGCAGGGUCAGCUGGGACGUGAAGGAGCCGCUUACUCUUCUGGUGCAGUCCCUUCAGAGCCGAGAGCACCUCCUGCUGUACGAGAGGACAGAAGGCAGCCCGCUGCUUACAGUGCUCCUCCUGCUCGACAUCAACCUCCCCCUGCGGCGGAGGAAGAGGAGGCCAACGACUAUGACUCUGAUGAAGCCACCACUCUGGGCUCUCUUGAAUUCAGUCUGAUGUAUGACCAGGAAAGCAACAGCCUUCAUUGUAGCAUCCUCAAAGCAAAGGGCUUGAAACCAAUGGAUUCAAAUGGAUUGGCAGAUCCUUAUGUCAAGCUUCAUCUGCUGCCAGGGGCUAGCAAGUCAACAAAGCUGCGCACAAAGACCCUGAGAAACACCCGCAACCCUGCUUGGAAUGAGACGCUCACCUAUCACGGCCUGACAGAUGAUGACAUGCAGCGCAAGACCCUUAGGCUAUCUGUCUGCGAUGAGGACAAGUUUGGGCACAAUGAGUUCAUUGGGGAGACCCGUGUGGCACUGAAGAAGCUGAAAUUGAACCAGAAGAAAAAUUUUAACGUGUGUCUGGAGAGAGUUGUUCCAACAAAGAGAACGGCAACAGCCGGUGGAGCUCGAGGCAUAGCUCUCUAUGAAGAUGAGUCCGGAAAAGACGGUGGUGAGGCAGAAGAACGUGGUCGCAUUCUUAUCUCCCUCAUGUACAGCACUCAGCUGAACCGCCUACUUGUAGGUGUGGUGCGCUGCGUUCAUUUGGCUGCGAUGGAUGCCAAUGGAUAUUCUGACCCCUAUGUCAAAAUAGUUCUGAAACCUGACAUGGGGAAGAAGGGCAAGUGCAAAACUCAGAUCAAGAAAAGGACGUUAAACCCAGAAUUUAACGAGGAAUUCAGCUUUGAUAUCAAACACAGUGAACUGGCUAAGAAGACUUUAGACGUCUCAGUGUGGGAUUAUGAUAUUGGAAAGUCCAAUGACUAUAUUGGGGGCUGUCAGCUGGGCAUCACUGCCAAAGGAGAGAGGCUAAAACACUGGUAUGAGUGUUUGAAGAACAAAGACAAGAAGAUUGAGCGUUGGCACACCUUGUUGAAUGAGAAUCACACUGCUAGUGAUUAA